Bombyx mandarina (wild silkworm) is the source of this 521-nucleotide messenger RNA. RefSeq names its product zinc finger CCHC domain-containing protein 24. NCBI's taxonomy places the organism in Eukaryota, Metazoa, Arthropoda, Insecta, Lepidoptera, Bombycidae. The record is from RefSeq and is a predicted model, not a curated record.
AUUUUGAUGAUAACAGUCAUAGAAAGUAGAAGCAUUCCGACAUAGUUAAAAUCACAUUCAUUUGAUUGAAUAUGGGUUGCUUUUGGUCCAGUGAGUGUGAUUCUCGGGAACGAUGUCAGCAUUGCAAUAGAACAGUCGACGUCGCCCAAAACACAAGGGCUGUUAAUAAUUUGAUUGUCGUUAAUCAAGUUUGUGAAAUUUGUACAUACAAUUCAUCGAAACAAACGAGUACACCACAUAGUUCGGGAAGGAACAAGCCUUGCUUCGGUAAAUACAUUUGUGUUUGCGGAAAUGCUUGGAGCAGUCGCAAAUCAUGGCCCCAAAAAUAUCAAAUCUGUACACGAUGCCGGAAGAAGGUGUACGCUCGCACUCAAAGACCCUUACGUUCUUCUGACUGGACAAAUAAUAAGAAUUCUCGAGAUCAUCUGAGUAAUUUGUGUCAGAUGUGUCAAGAAUUGGGAUACGAUUGUGGAAAGUUAUUUGAGAUCUAAAAUACAAAAUGACUGCUUUUUUUUAAAUUU